GAAAAGGGCAUAAAUUAUAUUUAGAGUUAUCUUGAUACAAUGCAAUAAUAACAACAACGUUAGUAAACUAAAUAUGGCGGACCAGACUGCCCGUCAGCUGCAGUAUGAAUAUAAAGCGAAUUCCAACCUUGUCUUGCAAGCUGAUGUCCGGCUCAUUGAGCGGCGUAGCAAGGAUGAAGCAACAGGUGAAGUCAUGUCCCUCUCAGGGAAGCUGGAGGGAACACGAAUGGGGGAUCGAUAUCAACGUACCAAGCCACAACAACCUAAGGAGGAACAGCGCAAGUCCAAGAAGCAGAAACGUGAAGAUGCCCCAUCCAUUGCAGUAAAAAGUAUGAGUAUUCUAGAACUUGAUGAUAUGGCAGACAUAUUUUAUCGUCCCAAGAGCACAGACACGAAACAGACAUAUGAAGUUAUUUUAUCUUUCAUCCAGGAAGCAUUAGGUGACCAACCUCGUGAUGUAUUAUGUGGUGCUGCUGAUGAAGUUCUUGCAGUACUAAAAAAUGACAAACUUAAAGAUCGUGAGCGUAAGAAAGAAACUGAAGAAUUGUUAGGUAGCCUUGCUGAAGAAAGGUUUGCUGUGCUGGUCAAUUUAGGGAAAAAAAUUACUGAUUUUGGUCAUGAAACAAAAACAGUUGCUAGUGAAGCAGUCUUAGAUGAAACUCAUGGAGUUAAUGUGCAGUUUGAAGAUUCUGAAGAGGAAGAGGAAGAUGAGGUAGCUGGUGAAGUUGGUGAUGAGGAGGAAGAUGAAGGGGAAAAUGAAGAGGGGAUGGUUGGGUCACAUGCCAUUCAUGCUGAGAAUCUUACAGGUGGUGAGCAGGUUGGAGCAAAGAAGGAAAGAGUACUUAGUCCACAUGAUAUUGGUGCACAUUGGCUUCAACGAGAACUAAACAGAUUUUAUAAUGAUCCCAUACAGGCUCAGACUAAAUCAAGUGAUGUACUUGAAAUUUUAAAAUCUGCCAAAGAUGAUAGAGAAUGUGAAAAUAAACUUGUUCUCAAUCUUGGAUAUGAUAAAUUUGAAUUCAUUAAAGUUCUUAAUAAAAAUCGUCAAAUGGUCCUGUAUUGUACACUUUUGGCUUCGGCACAAUCAGAAUCAGAAAAGGAAGACAUACGGCGAGUUAUGUUAGCAGAGUCGAACUUAAAGCGAAUACUUGCCCUUCUAGAAAAUGAGGAAGAAGCAAUGGAUGUGACUAAAGAUGGAGAAGAAAUAGGAGGGUCACGUCCUAGGAGGAUAAACACGGAAGCUAUGGAGGUUGAUGAUAAAUCAGGUCAAGUCCCAGGUCAUAGAGAAUUUAUAGAUUUAGAAAGCCUUGUGUUUACUACUGGGUCACACUACAAUUCUAACAAGAAAUGCCAUCUUCCUGAAGGUUCAACAAGACAGAUGAAAAAAGGGUAUGAUGAAAUCCAUGUACCUGCUCUAAAACCAAAACCUUUUGCUCCAGAUGAAACUCUGGUUCCUAUUGCCAACUUGCCUGCUUAUACUCAACCUGCAUUUGAUGGUUUCAAGAACCUUAAUCGUAUUCAAAGUAAAUUGCACAAAGCAGCCAUGGACAGUGAUGAAAAUUUGCUUCUCUGUGCACCUACUGGUGCAGGCAAAACAAAUGUGGCAUUGCUAACCAUUCUUAGAGAAAUUGGUAAAAAUACUAAUCCAGAUGGUACCAUAAAUUCAGAGGCUUUUAAAAUCAUCUAUGUAGCCCCCAUGCGCUCACUUGUUACAGAAAUGACGCAGAAUUUUUCAAAAAGGCUGGAACCUUACGGCCUUAAAGUCAGUGAACUAACUGGAGAUCAUCAGUUGACGAGGGAGCAAAUUAUGGAGACCCAGGUUAUAGUUUGUACUCCAGAGAAAUGGGAUGUCAUUACUAGACGUGGUGGAGAAAGGUCAUACACUCAGCUCGUACGACUAAUCAUCUUUGAUGAAAUCCAUCUUCUUCAUGAUGAGCGUGGGCCAGUUUUGGAGGCACUGGUAGCCAGAACUCUACGUAAUGCUGAGACAACUGGGGAUGCUGUCAGACUGGUAGGAUUGUCUGCUACUUUACCAAACUAUGAAGACGUUGCAGCUUUUCUAAGGGUCAGCCUUAAAACAGGACUCUUCUUCUUUGACAAUAGUUUUAGACCAGUACCUCUGGCUCAGCAGUACAUUGGAAUCACAGAAAAGAAAGCAAUUAAGCGUUAUCAAGUUAUGAAUGAUAUUUUGUAUGAGAAAGUGAUGGAGCAUGCUGGAAAAAAUCAGAUCCUGAUAUUUGUUCAUUCACGGAAAGAAACUGCUAAGACUGCAAAAGCCAUCCUAGAUAUGUGCCUAGAAAAGGAUACUCUUGGAAAUUUCCUAAGAGAGGGCUCUGCUUCAACAGAAGUGUUGCGAACUGAGGCUGAUCAAGUGAAGAACAAUGAUCUCAAAGGACUACUUCCAUAUGGCUUUGCUGUGCAUCAUGCUGGAAUGAAUCGAGUUGAUCGAAAUUUAGUAGAAGACUUGUUUGCUGAUCGUCACAUUCAAGUUUUAGUGUCCACAGCUACAUUGGCUUGGGGUGUUAACCUUCCUGCCCACACAGUUGUGAUUAAAGGUACUCAAGUAUAUGAUGCAAGCAAAGGUCGUUGGGUGGAACUUGGAGCCUUGGAUGUUCUUCAAAUGCUAGGUCGUGCUGGCAGACCACAAUAUGAUACUAAGGGUGAGGGCAUUCUUAUUACAAAUCAUUCUGAGCUUCAGUAUUAUCUAUCUCUUAUGAACCAGCAAUUGCCAAUUGAGUCUCAGCUUAUUAACAAGCUACCAGACCUUCUUAAUGCUGAGAUUGUCCUUGGCUCUGUCCAAAGUGUACGUGAAGCUGUCAACUGGCUGGGCUAUACAUACUUGUAUGUGCGCAUGAUUAGAGCUGGUAAUCUCUAUGCUGUUCAGGCUGAUAGUUCAGAUAAAUAUCUUCAGCAGCACCGAGCAAAUCUUAUACAUUCUGCGGCUUUGAAACUGGAGAAGAGCAAUUUGAUAAAAUAUGACAAAAAAUCAGGAAAUUUUCAAGUCACAGAAUUGGGUCGCAUUGCCAGUUAUUUCUAUGUUACUUGUGAGACAAUGAAUGUUUACAAUCAACAAUUGAAGCCUACUUUAAGUGAAAUUGAACUUUUCCGUGUCUUCUCGCAAAGUUCUGAAUUUAAAAAUAUUAUGGUAAGAGAAGAAGAAAAAUUAGAAUUGAAGAAGCUCAUGGAACGUGUCCCAAUUCCUAUAAAAGAAAGUGUGGAAGAACCUAGUGCGAAGGUUAACAUUCUUUUGCAAGCUUAUAUCUCUCAAUUAAAAUUAGAUGGAUUUGCUCUCAUGUCAGACAUGGUAUAUGUGACUCAGAGUGCAGGACGAUUGAUGAGAGCAAUGUUUGAGAUAGUCCUUCAUCGUGGGUGGGCACAGUUGGCAGAUAAAACUUUGAACUUGUGCAAAAUGGUUGAUAAAAGGAUGUGGCAGUCAAUGUCUCCUUUGAGACAAUUUAGAAAAAUUCCUGAAGAAGCUAUUCGUAAACUUGAGAAGAAAAGCAUUCCCUGGGAGCGUCUUUAUGAUCUGGGCCCAAAUGAGAUCGGAGAACUAAUUCGUAUGCCCAAAGGUGGAAAGAUGAUUCAUAAAUAUAUCCACCAGUUGCCUAAACUUGACUUGGAAACCCACAUUCAACCUAUUACACGUCAAAUGCUUAAAGUAGAGCUCACUAUCACACCAGAUUUUAAGUGGGAUGAAAAGGUUCAUGGUCGCUCAGAAGCUUUUUGGAUAAUGGUUGAAGAUGUUGAUGCUGAAAAUAUUCUUCAUCAUGAAUACUUUCUGUUGAAACAAAAGUUUGCAGAAGAUGAGCAUGUAGUCAAAUUCUUUGUUCCUGUAUUUGAGCCUCUCCACCCACAUUACUUCAUACGUAUUACAUCAGACAAAUGGCUCUCGGCAGAAACUCAGUUACCUGUAUCAUUCCGUCAUCUCAUACUUCCAGAGAAGUAUCCACCUCCCACUGAACUUCUUGAUUUGCAGCCAUUGCCCAUUACUGCUUUAAGAAACCCACAGUAUGAAACACUUUACAAAACACUAAACAAAUAUCAGCAGUUCAACCCUAUUCAAACUCAAGUAUUCAAUGCUACAUAUAAUUCUGAUGACAGUGUAUUCAUUGCAGCCCCAACUGGUUCAGGUAAAACCCUCUGUGCUGAGUUUGCUAUUUUGCGUACUUUCGGCCAGGAUGAAUCUGCAAGAUGUGUGUAUGUAGCAUCCAAAGACGAGAUUGUUGAGAGUAUGUAUGAACACUGGCAAGAAAAAUUCAGCAACUUGGACAAGAGAGUUGUACUUCUGACUGGUGAGACUGGGGCUGACUUAAAACUCUUAAAUAGGGCAAACAUUGUUGUUAGUACAGCUGAAAAAUGGGAUGUGCUAUCAAGACGUUGGAAACAGAGGAAGAAUGUACAGAACAUCAAUCUCUUUAUAGUUGAUGAACUGCAAUUAAUGGGUGGCUCAGAUGGACCUACACUGGAGGUAGUUUGCUCUCGUAUCCGUUACAUUGCAUCUAAGAUCAGUAGACACAUUCGUAUAGUAGCCCUGAGCUCCUCCUUGGCAAAUGCUAGAGAUGUAGCUCAAUGGCUUGGAUGUUCCUCUAACUAUACUUUCAAUUUUCAUCCAAAUGUUAGGCCCUUACCACUUGAGUUACAUAUUCAGGGCUUCAAUAAUCCACACAAUGCAUCUAGGAUUUAUGCUAUGGCUAAACCUGCUUACCUUGCUAUUCUGAAGCACAGUCCCCGUAAGCCUGCCAUGGUGUUUGUGCCAUCUCGAAAGCAAAGUAUGAUUACAGCUAGUGACCUUCUCACUUUUGCUGCUGCUGAUAAAGAACCACAAAGAUUCUUACAGGUGAAUCCAGAAGAGAUGGCAGAGUUCCUUCCCCAAAUUGGUGAUGAAAUGUUGAGAGAACUGGUUAGUCAGGGUGUUGGGUAUCUUCACGAAGGCCUCAGUGCACGUGACCGGCGGAUGGUGGAGAGAUUGUUUGAGGCAGAGGCAAUUCAAGUGGUAGUUGUGAGUCGUGCCUUGUGUUGGGCGGUAACUGCACCUGCACAUUUGGUCAUUAUCACUGAUACUCAGAGUUACAAUGGCCGUCUGCACAACUAUGAGGAUUAUCCAAUUACUGAUACCUUACAAAUGGUUGGCCGUGCUAAUCGACCAAAUGAAGAUGAUGAGGCAAAGUGUGUACUAAUGUGUCAUUCUUCCAAGAAGGACUACUUUAAGAAAUUCCUUUAUGAGCCACUACCCAUUGAAAGCCAUCUUGACCAUGCACUUCACGAUCACUUCAAUGCUGAAAUUGUAACACGUACCAUUGAAAACAAACAGGAGGCAGUAGACUAUGUAACAUGGACAUUCCUUUACCGCCGUAUGACUCAGAAUCCCAACUACUAUGGCCUUCAGGGAGUCUCACAUCGACACUUAUCUGAUCACCUUUCUGAUUUAGUAGAAAACACCCUACAUGACCUUGAAGAGUCUCGCUGUAUCACCAUUGAAGAUGACAUGGACACAGCUCCACUCAAUUUAGGCAUUAUUGCUUCAUAUUACUACAUCAACUAUACUACCAUAGAAUUGUUUAACAAGUCUUUAAAUAGUAAGACAAAGAUUCGAGGUCUGCUGGAAAUCAUCUCCAGUGCAGCAGAAUAUGAAAAUGUUCCUAUUCGUCAUGGUGAAGAGGACACAUUGAGACGUCUUGUACAAAAGGUUCCUAACAAACCUGAGGGAAAAGUAUCAGAUCCCCACACAAAAACCAACCUUAUGUUACAGGCUCAUCUGUCACGUCUCACUCUUAGUGCAGAAUUGCAACAGGAUACAGAACUUGUUCUUGGUCGUGCCUUGAGGCUAAUACAGGCAUGUGUUGAUGUGUUAUCUUCCAAUGGAUGGCUGGCACCUGCUUUGUCUGCUAUGACUUUAGCUCAGAUGGUGACUCAGGCUAUGUGGUCAAAAGAUUCUUACUUGAAACAGUUGCCUCAUUUUACAAGUGAAAUGAUAGAACGUUGUGAAGCUAAAGAUGUAACAUCAGUGUUUGAUAUUCUAGAGCUUGAGGAUGAUGAUCGUAACCGUUUACUACAGUUAUCUGAUGCUCAGAUGACGGAUGUGGCUCGUUUCUGUAAUCGCUAUCCUAGCAUUAAUUUAGAUUAUGAAGUGAUUGAUUCAGAUUCUAUUACCAGUGGGUCAAUGGUGAAUGUAGAAGUGGUACUUGAGCGUGAGGAUGAGCCUGGACCAGUUAUUGCUCCUCUGUUCCCACACAAGCGAGAAGAGGGUUGGUGGGUUAUUAUUGGUGAUCCCAAACCAAACUCCCUCAUCUCCAUCAAGCGUCUCACCCUUCAGCAAAAAGCCAAGGUGAAGUUGGAUUUUGUAGCACCUAGUGAAGGUUCUUAUGAGUAUAGGCUAUAUUUCAUGAGUGAUGCUUACAUGGGUUGUGACCAGGAAUAUAAAGUGCCCUUGAGAGUGAGAGAAGCAGAGUCAGAGUCAGAGUCAGAGAGUGAUUAGAAGCUUAAAUAUGCUCUUUUAUGCAGUAUACAGUACUAUUUUUAUAAAUAUUUGAGUAUCAUAUAGGAAACUUUGGUUGCUCCUAUAUCAGCUUGAAUACACCAUAUAAGGAAAAUUCAUAGGAAAGUGUAUUUUAUUGAUUUAAAAAAUUUAAAUCCGUCAGUAAAUAAUUUUACUUCUUAUAACACAAAUUUAAUUUUGCGCGGUUGGAGAAGGCCGACUUGUUAAAAAAAAAAUAUUUAGCAUAUACAGUAUUCUGUAUUAAAAAUUAGAAAAGUUCUUAUUGAUAGUGCUCAUGCAAGGUGAGAAAACAUUGACUAAAAGAAAAUUAUUAACUGUAUCUUAAUUUGUGGUGUUUAAAAGUUGAAUGAGAGUUAUGCAUAGAAUAGAUAAAGGUUUUUCAGAUAAUGUAUAUGAAAAAGUACUCUACAGAAAUGUACUACAUUGAUAAAUCAGUUUAAUUUCCACUUAUUAUAACUGAAGUUCUUGUAUUGUGGAUUGCAUUCCUCUUUUAUAUAUAUAUAUAUAUAUAUA
Cherax quadricarinatus is the source of this 7009-nucleotide messenger RNA. RefSeq names its product U5 small nuclear ribonucleoprotein l(3)72Ab (gene Brr2). Gene Ontology annotation, molecular function: ATP binding; nucleic acid binding; ATP hydrolysis activity. The record is from RefSeq and is a predicted model, not a curated record. NCBI's taxonomy places the organism in Eukaryota, Metazoa, Arthropoda, Malacostraca, Decapoda, Parastacidae.